AUGGAGCAUCGCCUGUCUUGUCAUGCUUAUGGAAGCUAUCCAGGAAAAACAGACGCAGAAAAGAAUAUAAUUGGUCAUGAACUUACAUUUAACGAUGAAGAUGACCAUGUUAUCGAUAUUUCAUGCUCUGAUUCAACAAUAAUUUUAAUUCAUCAAAGCGGUAAAUCUCAAGCAUUUGGCGAUAAUUCAAAAGGCCAACUAGGUAUUGGCUCAUUUGAAUCAACAGAAUUGUAUACUGAAAUAAAAUCAGAUCAAAAAUUUAUUACUUCAAAGUGUUCUAACUAUUUCACUUUCUGGAUUAACGACAAAUCGCAAAUAUACAUGGCUGGUGGUAAAAAUAAAUUAAAUCAACCUACAUUAAUUCAAGGAAUAGAGUCGAAAUCGAUAAAUGUAUAUGAAAAAUCUGUAUUAGUGCAAGUAAAUGAUAAAAAACUUAUUUAUUGGCCUGAUUUUGAUGAAUACGAGCAAAAAUACGAGCAUGAAUUUGAAGAUAAUAUUUUAGAAUUUUCAUGUGGAAACAAUUUUGCAAUUUCACUUCUUGAAAACAAUAGUUUAUUCAAAAUAGAGAAGGAUCAGAUUACUCCUGUUGUAAUUCCACGAAUUGCUCUCGAUGGCGGCAACAGAUUUUUAUCCGCGUCUUGUUCUCGCGAUUACAUUGCUGUUGUUGACCUGAAUGGAGGCGUUUGGGUAAUCGGAAAAAUGCAUACAUAUGAUGGUCAAGAUGCAAUUAUUCCUAUAAUGGAUGAAGCAGAAAAGAUUGUUGCAUUUCCAAGGCAUUGUGUUAUCUUUGAUGGUCUUGGUCUUUGUUUCAGCUUCGGAGCUAACGAAGAAGGACAACUUGGGAAUGGUUCUCAAGAAGACUGCGCUUCUCCAUUUCCUAUGGAGCAAAGUGAUGCUGCAUUCGCUGCUAUUGGUGGUGAUAAGUUCACUAUCCUUGUUCCAUUCAGUUAUGAUGAAGUUCAUAUGAUGUAUCAUGAAGAUGAUAUAAUUCCAGGCUCUCUAGCUAAGACCAUUCAAAAUUCUUCAAAUUUCAUACCUCAGUAG
Molecule: messenger RNA, 1044 nt
Organism: Trichomonas vaginalis G3
Lineage: Eukaryota; Parabasalia; Trichomonadida; Trichomonadidae
Product: regulator of chromosome condensation 1/beta-lactamase-inhibitor protein II family
Exons: 1
Coding region: 1-1044 (347 amino acids)
Source: RefSeq, a predicted model, not a curated record